Messenger RNA from Populus trichocarpa (black cottonwood), 1570 nucleotides. Its product is annotated as ATP-dependent Clp protease proteolytic subunit-related protein 1, chloroplastic-like. Lineage: Eukaryota; Viridiplantae; Streptophyta; Magnoliopsida; Malpighiales; Salicaceae. The transcript has 9 exons. Gene Ontology annotation, cellular component: endopeptidase Clp complex. Gene Ontology annotation, molecular function: serine-type endopeptidase activity; ATP-dependent peptidase activity; ATPase binding. Gene Ontology annotation, biological process: protein quality control for misfolded or incompletely synthesized proteins. The record is from RefSeq and is a predicted model, not a curated record.
AACCAACCAGUAAAAAAGAACAAAAACACAGAGAAAGAGAACGAGACCCAAACGCACCAAAACCUCAAGCUUCACUAUCACCGCUCUCUCCAAGCAAAGAGAAAUCAGCAAUCACUCGCUCCAGUCUGCAGUGCACAUAUAGUAUGGCGACUUCUCUGCUAUCUCCACUCUCAGCUCCAAACCCAGAAAUGGUCAGUUCCUCUGCUGGGUUAAACAAGUCCUCCUUUCUCCCAUGCUCCAAACUCUUUUUAUUAAGCACUCCAAGAAAACGAAGAUGCUACUGCUCUUGCAAGUCCCCUACUGCAUCUGGGAGGUCACUGAAUCAUAUUCCCAGCCAGUUUAGACAAUAAAACCUCAAAGAUGGACUGAUGGAAAAUUAUAAAAAUUUACCUCCAUCUCUUUAUGGUCUUACUCCUUCACAAAUGGACAUGUUCAUGACUGAGGAUAAUCCCGUUCGUCGUCAGUCAGGAAGUGUCACAGAGGAAAGCAUCUCAUCUAGAAAGAACUAUCUGGACCAUGGAGGGAUGUAUAGUCUAUCAGGCAUGAUGGAUCGGGGUCCUCCAAAAUAUAGUAUGAGUGUAACCAUGUACCAUGGAGGGGGUAGAGGAUAUGGAAGACCUGAAUUUGCUCCACCGGAUUUACCUUCUUUGCUCUUAGAUGCUCGAAUAUGCUACCUGGGAAUGCCAAUUGUGCCAGCUGUCACAGAGCUUCUUGUUGCUUAAUUCAUGUAUUUGGAUUAUGAUGAUCCUUCAAAGCCUAUUUAUCUAUAUAUAAACUCAUCCGGGACACAGAAUGAGAAGAUGGAGACUGUCGGAUCCGAAACUGAAGCGUAUGCCAUUGCAGACACCAUGUCUUACUGCAAAUCAACUAUCUAUACUGUGAAUUGUGGCAUGGCAUAUGGUCAAGCAGCAAUGCUUCUAUCUCUUGGAGCCAAGGGUUAUCGCGCCUUACAGCCAAACUCAUCCACAAAAUUAUAUUUGCCUAAAGUCAACAGAUCAAGCGGAGCUGCAGUAGAUAUGUGGAUCAAGGCCAAGGAAUUGGAUGCAAAUACUGAGUAUUAUAUUGAGCUGUUAGCAAAAGGAACUGGGAAGCCGAAGGAAGAACUUGUUAAAGACAUCCAGCGACCAAAAUAUCUCAAAGCUCAGGAAGCCAUAGAUUAUGGGAUUGCCGACAAACUACUUAGCUCAAGUGAUGAUGCAUUUGAGAAAAGGGACUAUGAUGCAUUACUUGCUCAAACAAAAGCCAUGAAGGCACAAGCUGCUGGGCCAAGAGCAGCUCGCUCUGGUUUUAGAUGAUGACAAAAUAUAGUAUAGCUGAUUAUACAGAGGAAACUGCCAAGGUAGGAUACGCUUUUGUUGAUGGCAGUGCUGGUCCGUGUGGCCAGAUAGCUCUGGAUCCGUAUGCUAAUCUCAAAGUGCUGUAUACAAUGUGUAUCUUGGGCUAGGGCUAUGUUAAAGUUACAUGUAUAGCAAUAGACCACUGGUUCGUAACAGUAAUGUAAUACAAACAACUCCAUAUUUGUGUUUUGAUCUUAUUGAACUCCAGGAGAGAAUUUAUGCCUUUUCAACUA